Messenger RNA from Ostrinia furnacalis (Asian corn borer), 1874 nucleotides. RefSeq names its product ras-related and estrogen-regulated growth inhibitor-like protein. Lineage: Eukaryota; Metazoa; Arthropoda; Insecta; Lepidoptera; Crambidae. The coding region runs from base 282 to 917 and encodes 211 amino acids. The record is from RefSeq and is a predicted model, not a curated record. Gene Ontology annotation, molecular function: GTPase activity; GTP binding. The transcript is spliced from 6 exons.
AAAAUCCCCUCAGUGCAGUAGCUCAACUCACUGUUCAUUAGUAAACGUGUGUCAGAGUGCGUUUUGUUGCGCCAAUUGUGUUUGAAGGCAGUCGCUCGCUAGCAGGUGCGUGGUGCGCGCGUGCGUUCGCCAUUACUCAACGAACAGCUGAUCGCGCCGCUUUGCCGCCAAUACGAAUGGUCAAUUUUCAAAAUUAGAACGCCAUAUUACGAAACUCAAAUUUAAAUGCACAGAUUAUAAACUUUCAUUCCAAAUAGUGCAGUGCUUAAUAAAACGGACCAAUGAAGAUGACAGUCAAUCGAAUAAGAGUUGUGGUGCUCGGGAGCGCAAGAUGCGGGAAAUCGGCUGUGGUCGUCCGGUAUCUCACCAAGCGUUACAUCGGCGAAUAUAGUUCGACUGGCGAUUUUCUAUACCAACACCGGGUGGCGUUUGAUGGAGCCACUUCUGAAGUCGAGGUCUUGGACACAUGUGGAUGUGCCAAACGUGGUUGCCUCGCGGACCACCUUCGCUGGGGUGAUGCCUUUGCGGUGGUAUACUCCGUGUGUGAUCGUCGCUCGUUCCUGGCUGCAGCAGAACUGCUGGGUCUAUUAGAGAGGACCAGGCUACCAGGAUGCACCGCUGUCACGUUACUGGGAAACAAAAGGGACUUGGAACAUGCCAGAGUGGUAAAAGCUGAGGAAGGCCAAGAACUAUCUCUACGAUUCGGGUGCCAAUUCUACGAGGUGUCGGCAGCGGAGUCGUGCGCGGGCGCCGCGCUGGCGUUCCACGCGCUGUUGCGAGAGGCGCGGGCGAUGGCGCUGCUGCUGCCCGCGCCGCGCCGCAAGCUCGCUGCCUACUCCGUCUCCAAGGUAAUCGGAUCGAUCCUCGGCCUCAGCAACAAGAGCGUGAGGAAGAAACGGCCCUCGCUCAGCAUAUGAUGCGCCCUUCCACUCCUCAGGGUCUCGGUCACUCCUUGACAGGAGUUUGUUUAUUUCUGUGCGACAGAAAGUUGUUAUCUCUCUCGGGGAGAUUUGUCGACUGAAGGUCGAAGAAGGUUUGGUGAAACUGAUGGAAAAGAUGUGAAUGUUGGUAUGUGUUUUUGGUAUUAUGUUCUCUGAAGGAGUUGGACGAGAUAUUUUUAGUAAUGUGAUCAUUUUAUUACCAAUUGUUUGGACAAAAACAUAUCUGCAACAUAGACCAACAUAGAUAGGUAGAUGUUGGCCAUUAGAUGGCUAAAGUUCGACUGAAUAGAUUGAAGUUCUGCUUUAGUUUCAAGGAGUUUGUAUUUGCAAAUGUGAUUCGAAAGCAAUGUUCUUGUGAUGGUGGAUUAUUACUUGUACUAUGUAAUACACAUACUUAGAAGUUUAAUUUUACGAAAUGUAUUUUUAAAUAUAAAAUCGGGAUGUAUUUAUAAAUGUUUCUAAAAAGACAAAAUUUCCUAAUCUACAUUGUAAAUGUGUUAUCGAAUCUAUGUUUGAUAGCAAUUGAUGACCUUAACCUAUUUACCAAUAUUUUUUGUGUAUUUACUUUAUCAGUAUUCACAUCAGAUUAGGGUCCCAAGGACUGAUUUGUUGUUAUCUUUCUAAAAAAUCAUCUGAUACCUACCUAUAUAAAAUUUAUAUAAUAAAUUUGUUGACUCAAAGAAAGUUUUUUCUGAUUAUAUUUUGUAACGAAUUACUUUCAAGCCAAUAUUUUUGCACACAGUUUGAAUACCUAUUUAAAUAAAAUAAUUUCCAUAUUAAUAUGAUAAAAUGUGUGAUUAAUUAAUGCCUUAGCCACAUGAGUAACUGAGCUAGAUUAGCUUAAUGAGCUUUCUUCUUGAAGAAGAAAUAGCAACUUUUAAAACUUCGGUCGCAUGAUGCGUUGUGGUAUGGAACGUUAUUCUUAGUUUAUUU